AUGGCAGAAAUGAAGGACGGCGCUUUCAAGCACGACGCCACGGUGCCCCCACCCAGCAACCGUGUGCUGCCUCUGUUCUCCCUCAAGGGCAAGACGGCCAUCGUCUCUGGUGCAGGCGCUGGUAUUGGCCUGCAAAUCGCCCACGCAUACGCUGAAGCUGGUGCCAACGUUGCCAUCUGGUAUAAUAGUAAUAAGAAGGCCCUGGACCGCGCUGCCGAGAUCGAAAAAGAAUAUGGUGUCAAGUGCAAGGCCUACCAGGUCAACGUCACCUCCCACCAAGAGAUCAAAGAGUCUGUCCAGCAGAUCGUGUCUGAAUUCAACGGCCGCCUUGACAUCUUUGUUGCCAACUCGGGCAUUGCGUGGGAAGAAGGCCCACUGAUCGAUGGCCCCAUGGAUGUCGCCGACAGAGUCAUGGCCGUGAACGUCAACGGCACUAUCUAUUGCGCCCAGGUUGCCGGCGAGCACUUCCGUCGCCAGAAGAAGGAGGGCACGACGCUGGACGGCAAGAAGCUCGAGGGCUUCACCUACGGCAGCUUGAUCGCGACCGCCAGCAUGAGUGCCCAUAUAGUCAACGUACCGCAGUCGCAGACGGUGUACAACUCGUCCAAGGCGGCCGUGAUUCACAUGUGCAAGAGCUUGGCUGUUGAAUGGGUUGAUUUCGCCCGUGUCAAUACCGUCUCGCCCGGGUACAUCAAGACGGAGAUUUCUGCUUUCGCUGGAGCCGAAGCCAAGAAGCAGUGGAAGGACAAGACACCCAUGGGUAGACGCGAGGGUGAACCCGGCGAGCUCAAGGGCGCAUAUCUGUAUCUUGCCUCGGACGCCGCCUCAUACACCACCGGUUGCGAUCUCGUCGUCGACGGAGGCUACUGCUUGCCAUGA
Messenger RNA from Colletotrichum spaethianum, 879 nucleotides. Its product is annotated as L-xylulose reductase. Gene Ontology annotation, cellular component: intracellular anatomical structure. The record is from RefSeq and is a predicted model, not a curated record. The transcript is spliced from 4 exons. The coding region runs from base 1 to 879 and encodes 292 amino acids. Lineage: Eukaryota; Fungi; Ascomycota; Sordariomycetes; Glomerellales; Glomerellaceae. Gene Ontology annotation, molecular function: oxidoreductase activity, acting on NAD(P)H, oxygen as acceptor.